Messenger RNA from Penicillium salamii, 8679 nucleotides. NCBI's taxonomy places the organism in Eukaryota, Fungi, Ascomycota, Eurotiomycetes, Eurotiales, Aspergillaceae. The record is from the annotation of a GenBank genome assembly.
AUGGGGGAAGUCUUUCUCGACACAACACUCGGCCUCCUGUCGUCUGAUAAACAGAGGACCCGUUCAGAGGGUUUAGCUGACCUCAAGCAUAUCCUUCAGCGAAACACAGGCUCGAAGUUACAAAAACUCAACGAUAAAGCUUGCCAUAAGGUUUUCGAGUCAUUAUUUCGAUUCAUCGCAGCAGAAAGAUUAUUAUACAACAAAGGUCAGACGAGCUCUAGGAGCUCAUCUGCAUUAAGACUCUCAACAUGUGCAUCGGUCAUCCGGAUGGCCGUUGACCUAUUCUUGAGAAAUCUGAGGAUCAAAACAAUCCGUGCGAUCAUCGAUCAUAUCACCGAAACUAUCCCAGUCCCCGGAGAAGGUCUGUGGGAACCCUUGAGCUUAGAUUACAUUAAGAGCCUGGUAUCACUUCUGCGCUACCGACCUCAUGUGGAGCAUCUUGAUGAAGACGACUGGGAAGCCCUCAUUGGAUUUUGCCUUGCCAGUAUAGCCCAACAGGAUAAUGAAGAGAGCCAGCUCAGCAUUCGGAGUACUCGGUCUGGGUACGAUGAUCCUGAUGCAAGCGACGGUCGUUCAACGCCCUCUAGGAUGACCCCUGCUCCAGCCAACAGAGAAAGACACAGCACCAAUCGGAAUUCCAUUGAGGAGGUGAUGUUGUGCAUACAAUGCUUAACAGCAGCUCCAAAUGCCUUUCUUCAGACAACGGCCCAGACCAUUCUUCACGGGCUGGUGGGGCUCGUCGAAUCGCCUUCUAUCAGCGUGGCUGGUAAUGCACACCAGCUUGCGUUCAGUAGCAUCAAUGCAGUCGUUGCGAAAGUUCUAUUCGAUCAAUCCGAGCUUGUUUGUUCGUCUCUGUUGAGAUUGGUCCCAGUAAUCCGUCGCCUUUGGGCUACAACCAAGCUACAGGCCUUGAAGGAUGAACUACUCGUCACUUUGAUGUUGUCAAUGGUGAUACUGGUGGAUGCUGUGCAAAAGGAUCCAUCUGAAGCACUGGCACAUGACAUCGAGGAGCUGGUCAGUAUGCUUCAUUCGGAAUACGUGGAGCAUUCUGCCAAAAAGAGUUUACAAAUCGACGAGAUAGUGUUCUGCCAGAACGACAAAGAGUGUGAAAUGCCCGUAUAUGGACCUCGUCUAGGUAACGCUAGAUCGGAGUAUAACUGGACGGUGAUCUGGAUGAUUGCAGAGCUAUUCAAGCUCUCAGAAGACAUAAAUGGCCGGGUCAAAGCCACUGAAUCUCGCGAAGAGUCUGUCAAAAAAACGCGCCUUAAGUCCGAGAUUCAAGACAUCUUCCGAGAUGCAGUCUCGGCAACAGGCACAAGACGGACAUGUGCGUUGCAACUAAUUCCGUUCCUUGAAUCUGAGCUCGAUAUCGAAACCAAGGAGAUAUUCCUGAAGAGGCUCGUCUUCAGCAUCUCUGAUGACAACACCACGGUGGCAUCGUGGACAAUGGUUGCUUUGACAAGUAUUGCGAAGGGGCCAAAUGCGAAGUCACCUGAGAUUAGAGCUCACUGGCCGCGAGUUGUUGAUCUUGCCACUCGUAAUUUCUCAUCUCCAUUAACUUCAAGGGCUGCUUGUCACCUUCUGUGCACGAUUCUACAGUCAGAUCUGUUGGAUUACUCAGUUGCCAUGGAAAAAACACGUUCAACCUUGGCUUCCGCCAAUGGGCCAUCUGCCAUCUCGGACUCAUCUCUUAGACUAUGGACCUUUAUUGCCCGUAAAAGGACACAACUUGACCCUGGAUCCGCUCAAGAAACCGUGAAAGAGAUUUGUGGCUGGCUAAGGGAAGUUUGGACUCUUGGGAUGACCGAUCGCAUCCAAACAGCCCGAGUGGCCGUAUAUGCUCGCCCUCUGGACCUGCUCGAUUUAUUACUAUCAUGUACCAAUCGAUACUUCCCCAUACCUCACUAUCAUGUGGCCGGACCCAUGGGAAAUGUCGCUCGGAGCUGGUUCUUUCUUUAUGAGAAUCGUGAGCUGUUGGAAUACAAUUUUCACACCGGCGUUACUCAAUAUCCCAACCCAUGGGGAUCCUGGGAAGAACUAUCACUGGAAGAAUCGUCUAGGGAAGAUCCGGAAGAUGCAGCGAUAUUGGACCUCCUUCGUUUGAGGUCCGAAUCCUUCAUGCAAGCGUGGCAUGCCAUGAUCGAAGAGAAUUCACGCAUCACGCCAGAAAGCCUGCAGAUUUUCGCUUCAUUUUGUGUCGUGACUUAUCUCUUCACCUCAUGCCUGCCUCAAUCGACCCAAUCUAGAUCACAAGAGCUACAUCAAACUUGCUCGAGUCUUUGGAAAUCGAUCUGCAAUUUCCUGACAACUAACGAGCUUGCAUUCGCCCACAGUUGCCUAGAGUUGAUAUCGCCGCUUCUAGAGCCUUUGAUGAAUAACGAAACACCCUCCGCCAUUCAAAAUAGCCUGAAGGAGCUUGUUUCACCAUUGUCACAAGCACUUGAGCAUCUACGCCAGAGUUCAAAAGCUCCAUCUGAUGAUGAUCCCAUGGACUUAGAUGAUCGAUUCUCAACUGAACAGGCGUCAGCAGCAAUUGAUGAUACCAUUCUUGCCACAAACCGCAACUCCAAAUCUCUUUUCCUUGACGCAGACACCUAUCAACGCUGCGUGACCAUUCAGCUAUCGACAUAUCUUGCAUUCAAUGCAGAUUCCAGUUCCUCUGAGACUUCACAAAGAUCUCAUGCCAUUGAAUACCUGACAGGCUUAGAUGAAGCUGACAUCCUCUCAGCUCAAUCCAUAUUACCAAAGGUUUAUCGAAGAUGUUCGAGGUUCACACCUCCUGAACUGCUCUCAAUUCUUGAGGACUUGGGUGAAAAAUGCCUCCAGUCUUAUGAGAUGGAGAGAUGUGAAGCCUCACUAUGCGUUUGUAUUGGCAUGAUGGCCAGCUUUCAAGACUCAUGGACAAUUGGAAAUGAUGAAAAUCUCAAGGAAUCUGCCAUGGAUCUGUAUCAAUGGUUCUUGGAAGUACCAUUGGCUCGGAAGCAGGCUACUUCUGAGGUCUCCAUUGCUUUAGCUGGACUCAUUCAGGAUGUGCUGGGAAGCUCCUCCUCAUAUGGCAAUCAGCGGUCCCUUCCAUCACCGCGAACAAGCUUGUUCACAAUACUUCGCGAAGGCGACGUACGAGUCAAGUUCAGCAUUGCGAAGUUCAUUCCAACUCUAUUCGAACGAUUUCGUUUCAAAGAUCACGAUGCAAUAUUUGACGAUAUACUGGAAACUCUACCUCGAGAUCCAGAAUGGAUUGAGGGUAUUGCAAUCCGCCUCUUUGUGCUUUCACAACUAGCUUCGAGGUGGCACACACUGCUGCGAAGAAGCAUUUACCAUUUGUUUGAAACCCCGGCUCAAGUGCCACAGUCUCUGUGGUAUGCCGAGAAGUGUAUGAGAUCGGUCUCGCGGUUACUUGGCCUUCAAGAUGCCAAAGAGCUUUUCCGGCUUUUUUCCUCUCAAAUCCUUUACACAUGGACAGAGACACAGGAUGUCAUGUCAAUGCCAUCAAGUAUUUUUGGGUAUGAAAAUCUCCAAGAGAUGCUUCUGGAUGUCAAAGAUGAGGUCGUUGGUCAAAUGAUCAUGCGUGCAAAAGAACAGGAAACAAUCGAGCUCGCCAAGCAAGUGAAGGUCGAUCAUCUUGAGUUCUUGACACAUUCUUUCCACAAAGCAGAGGCAUACAGCAUUGCACGCGACAUAAGCACUCCUCGGCAGAGCAGCCAGCCGAAGGGCGUCGAACCCCGUCUGCGGAAAUUGAUUGGCGCCGAGAAUUUCAUGAGUGAGGUCGAAAUACAAUUUCCCUCCAUCAUUGCCGAAUUUUUCAAAUCCCUCGACUACUACGACCAGAUCGAGAGAGCAUUCUCAAAGCGCAAAGAAGAAUUCGCUUACGCCCUAGACAUACAGACGCGGAUCUACGACAGGAGCCUGUCCCAUAGCGUACUACCAGCUAACCAACAACCGUCUUUUCGCGCACGUUACCUUCUGGACCAAAUCGAGGUACUCUGCGAUCGCACCGGAUUUGAAUUCUUAUCAAUUUGGACACCUUCGCUGGCAUCCUUUGUCUGCCGCUCGCUUUUUGAAACUAUACAUCCCGCUCUAGGCUCGCUUCAUGCCUGCUCAGUGAUUCGCAAAAUCAGGAUUGUGGUCUGCGUCGCUGGCCCGAUCAUACUGCAAGAUUAUCCCUUUGAGAUGAUACUCGGCUCUUUACGCCCCUUUCUUGGUGACAUUUAUUGCUCCGAGGAUGCCAUUGGCGUUGUUUGGUAUCUUCUUGAGGCCGGAAAGUCAUAUCUUCAGGAAACCCCAAGAUUCGCCGUGGGAAUAGCUGUCACAAUUCUCUUGACCCUCCGCGCGUUGUUCUCUUCGUCAUCUGAAAAUAGCACCCAGGAGAGUCAAAUCACAAUCGUGCAAGCAACUGCGCAAAAGUUUUAUGAAUGGCUUGUGGAUUUCUUUGGCACCCUCGGUUCCUCGGAUUGGGACAAGGAGACAAAAGAUUCAUUCCAUAGGAUACUCUCUCUGGCAGAGAAAUUUCCGACAUCCCCAAAGUCUUCAAUCGGACAAGUAGGGAGAGACCUGGCUUUUGAGGUACUUCAGGAUCGUGAUUCUACGACAUCGCUGCUCAGAAGGCCCGUGGCAGAUCUCGUUCUGUCACUUGUGUGUCCUGAGUUCGAGCAGACAUUCGAGAUCGGCGAUGAAUUUUCAGGCAUUGGUGAUCUGGAUGCUUCCCCCCAUGUCGUCUCUCUAUGGAAUACACUUCAAAACUUUGAUGGGGGCUCUCAGUAUCGACUCUGGGCCGCCCAGGUUAUUGGAAGGUCUUUCGCUGCUACUGGAAAGAUUGAUGAGUUGCUUGUCCGAGAACAAGAUAUCUCUCUUUUCGAAGUUUCCGAGCUGUUUGACCAAUCUUCUCUUCUCUGCUACUCCAAGUCACGGAUUCUUAGGGUUCUUUGUGACAUGCUGCAUAGACAACAGCAGGAUGAAGUUGGCCUUGUUGAACGCACCUUGCAGUCCAUCAUCAGUAUAAUUGCAGAUUACCCAGAUUUCCAAGGCUGCGACAAUGUUAUCCCCCAGUCUUUGAUGAAGGCACUCAUCUGGAGUCCAUACUCGUGUCCCAAUAUACCGCUCUCACACACUGAGCUGGAAAGGUGCGAAAAUGCCUCAUCCUCUACUGCUGGGCUUACUGUUCAUGAAUGGGCUCGUGAAAUCUCCUUGCUUCUAUCAAAUUCGGCUCUAGAUGACCCUGUCAUUGGCCCUCUUCGCAAAAUCAUGAAUGUCACGCCGAGCUUAGCCGCGCAGCUACUGCCAUAUGUGACGCAUGAUGUGCUGCUUUCAGAAAGAUAUGCCAAAGGUGAAAAAGGAGAGGUUCGGAAAACCAUCUCUGCGGCGUUUGGACAGGUUUUAAGUGAGAUCAGCGAAGAGAAGAUUCCUCAUGCACAGCUUGUCAUAAGCUGCAUUCUUUAUCUUCGCAACCAGCCUGUUCCAGACGAGUCAACGAUAGUACAGCGUGAUAAGUGGCUCGAUAUUGACUUUGGGGAAGCAUCCUCGGCCGCUCACCGAUGUGGGCUUCAGAAGACAUCUCUUCUGUUUCUGGAGAUUCAGACAUCCAAAGUAAUUUCAGGCUCUCGGCGGACGUCUGUUGUCAAGUAUGAGCCACCAGCCGACUUGUUACAUGAUGUCUUCAAGAACAUAGACGAUCCGGACUUGUUUUAUGGCAUCGAGCGAAGCUCAUCACUGGCCAGCGUCAUGGAGAAGCUAGAGUACGAAGGCUCUGGACUCAAGAACCUCUUGUUUCAAAGUGCGAGAUACGACAGUGAGAUCCAAAUGACUGACAGUGCAGAAUCAUACGGAGUGUUGAAAGCAUUAAAUUCAACCAACCUUCAGGGAAUCGCCAACACCAUGCUUUCUGCUUCGAGUAAUACAAAUGGUGCCUCGAUCGCUUUUGACAGUGCACUCCAAGCGGCGACCAGUCUUCAAAAAUGGGACUUGCCAGUCUCACCGUCAGAUCCAUCACCCUCAGCCACCGUGUUCCGAACAUUCCAGGGUCUGAACACAUUGGGUUCCUUUUCCGAAAUGAAGAGCUCAGUCGAGAAGGGCUUGUUAGCGACUCUUGAUAAUCUUAUCAAAGCUGGAUCCCCCGUUCAAACAGGUCGAUCUGCCAUACAGUUGCGAGCUUCGAUGCGGGCCUUGGGAAUCAUGACUGAAGUGAGCGACACUUUACACACUUCCUGUUCCGAGGAAAUAGAAGGGCAGUGGAGUAAGAUUACCACGAGAAGCCACUGGCUAAAGACAGAAAGCUACCAUGAGGUUAGCGAGAUUCUGUCUUGGCACGAAGCCUUGUUUUCAUCCAUCAGGAAAAGUGAUGUCCUCAAAUCACGGACAAAGUUGAGCCUUGUGGAUUCACGGUUGCUUGAGGCCAAGGCCAUCCGUCGAUCUCUGGAAAUCACCAGGAGCCAUGGUAACUCUCAAGCAUCGUUAAAGUCUGCAAUCAACCUCUCAAAAAUGGCCGAGCCGUCAUUUGAAUUGAACAUUGAUGGUGCAGCAAAGUUCGAUCUUGCCAAUGUCCUCUGGGACCAAGGCGAGAUGACCGCUUCAAUUCGCAUGCUUCAGCAGUUGAAGGGGCAAUACGACCUCCCCAAUCAAGCCAUUCCACUCAGUCGUGCUGAACUUCUCGUCACAUUGGGCCAUCAUGUGGCCGAGGCACGCUUAGAAAAACCCGACUUCAUCUUGCAAGAAUAUCUUUAUCCUGCGGUCAAAGACCUAAAGGGUAACACAGGAGAAGAGGCUGGUCGAGUCUAUCAUGGAUUCGCAACUUUUUGUGACGAACAACUUCGGAAUCCCGAUGGAAUAGAGGAUUUCAAGCGAGUCGAACAACUGCGAGAUCGAAAGGAGCAGGAAGUGGUUGACCUUGGAGACAUGAUGAAGAGUGCCACUGGUAAAGAGAGAGAAUAUCUCAAGAAUUAUCGGGCAAAAGCAAAGCAAUGGUUUGAUCUUGAUGACCGUGAGUAUCAACGUCUACUGAGAAGCCGCGAAGCCUUCCUCGAACAGUGCCUCGAGAACUAUCUUCUUUGCUUGCGGGAAUGUGAUACCUACAACAAUGAUGCCUUGCGAUUCUGUGCACUUUGGCUCGACAACUCGGCUAGCAAAACUGCUAACUCAGCUGUCUCUCGGCGACUCACCGAUGUCCCUAGCCGCAAAUUUGCGCCACUGAUGAAUCAGCUUUCGUCUCGACUGCUCGAUAUCUCUGAUGACUUCCAAUCGCUGCUCACGAAGCUGGUAUACAGGAUCUGUGUUGAACAUCCCUUCCACGGCAUGUAUCAAAUAUUUGCUAGUAGCAAGUCGAAAGGAGGCAAGGAUCAGUCAUCUCAGUCGCGCUUCCAGGCUGCGAAUCAACUUGUGAACCGGCUCAAAAACGAUAGCGAGAUUGGUCCCACCUGGGUUGUUGUUCACAAUGCGAAUAUCACCUAUGUGCGAUUCGCAGUCGACAAACCGGAAAGCAAAUACAAAAGUGGUGCGAAGGUUCCCUUGAAAAGCUUAGAUACCGGCGAAAAAUUAGCAAAAGAUAUCCCGGGUUACAAACUGCCGCCACCUACGAUGAAGAUCAACCUCCGAGUGGACUGUGACUACAGCCAAGUUCCAACAAUCUCAAAGUUCAGCCCGGAGUUUACCAUUGCUUCUGGUGUCAGUGCCCCGAAGAUUGUGACAGCUGUUGCAUCUAACGGUGAGAAAUUCAAACAAUUGGGAGGAAACGAUGAUCUACGCCAAGAUGCCAUCAUGGAGCAAGUAUUUGAGCAAGUCAGCAGUCUUCUCAAGGACCAUCAACCCACACGUCAACGUAACUUGGGCAUCCGCACCUACAAGGUUCUCCCCUUGACGGCCAAUGCUGGAAUCAUUGAGUUUGUUCCAAACACCAUUCCUCUCCACGACUACUUGAUGCCAGCACAUCAGAAAUAUUUCCCAAAGGACAUGAAACCCAACACUUGCCGCAAACACAUAGCAGAUGUGCAGACCAGAUCGUUCGAGCAUCGCGUCAGAACCUAUCGACAGGUCACUGAACAUUUCCAUCCAGUGAUGAAGUACUUCUUCAUGGAGAAUUUCAAUAAUCCAGAUGACUGGUUCAGCAGAAGGUUAUCAUACACUCGAAGCACAGCAGCGAUCUCGAUCCUUGGUCACGUUCUUGGUCUCGGUGAUAGACAUGGACACAACAUCCUCCUUGACGAGAAGACCGGAGAAGUGGUUCACAUUGACCUUGGUGUUGCAUUUGAACAAGGACGCAUUCUGCCUGUUCCCGAGGUCGUUCCAUUCCGCUUAACUCGUGAUCUGGUAGAUGGGUUCGGCGUCACCAAAACCGAAGGUGUAUUCCGACGCUGUUGCGAAUUCACCCUUGAAGCUCUCCGCCAGGAGUCAUACAGCAUCAUGACUAUUCUGGAUGUGCUUCGCUACGAUCCCCUGUACAGCUGGACUGUGUCACCUCUGCGCAUGAAGAAAAUGCAAGACGAUCAAGAGGCUGGAGAGGGGCCUCCAGUCCUGUCUGGUGCCUCUGAUUCAAAGAAUGAGCCCAGCGAAGCAGACCGUGCUCUGACUGUUGUAGCAAAAAAGCUAAGCAAAACCCUAAGUGUCACUGCCACUGUGAAUGAGUUGAUCCAGCAGGCAACCGACGAGAAGAACCUUGCUUUGCUAUAUUGUGGCUGGGCGGCGUAUGCAUGA